Molecule: messenger RNA, 5702 nt
Organism: Oncorhynchus kisutch (coho salmon)
Lineage: Eukaryota; Metazoa; Chordata; Actinopteri; Salmoniformes; Salmonidae
Gene: mef2aa
Product: myocyte enhancer factor 2aa
Exons: 12
Coding region: 717-2186 (489 amino acids)
Biological process (GO): cell differentiation; positive regulation of transcription by RNA polymerase II
Molecular function (GO): protein dimerization activity; RNA polymerase II cis-regulatory region sequence-specific DNA binding; DNA-binding transcription factor activity, RNA polymerase II-specific
Source: RefSeq, a predicted model, not a curated record
ACAAACGUAGCCGAGUUAACAUUUAAAGGAGUGUUAUUUUGACACUAAGAUUUCAAAGAAUGAUGUAGUAAGACUGGAAUUAUAAUGCUAAUAUCAUUGGACAUGUAUUACAAACCAUAGAUAUCCCGCUCGCGAAGUGUCCUUUCCACAUACUUUUUCACUUUUUAGAGUCACCAUUUGGAAAUCCAGAUGAUAUAGGUAGCCUACAAUGUAGGCUAACUACAAACCUAAGUUUUUGUAGUGACGAGUGGGAGGAGGUUGAUUUCUACCUCGUCUGGUAUUAGUCAGAUAAGGGGAGGAGUCUCUCACUGACAAGAGACUGGCUCUUCUGAGUUUGUCUGCUCCCUAAAAUAGCAGUUCGUGUGUAAAUGUGACUGAAAUUACGUGUAUGUCUAUUGGAGCCUCUGAUAUAGAGUGUCUAUAUACAACGAGGAACUUGGGAGACAAGGACAUUUUUCCCAAGGAGGAAAACGCAGCAGGAAGCUUAACGCAAGCGAGGGAAGCAUUGAAGGGAAAGGAAGAGACAGACAGGAGCUGGAUUUUCCCAUAAAGAGAAUAUCACUGCUUUGAUAGUUGGAUUGUGGUGUGGUCACAAGAAGUACAGAGUAAAACCGAGUAGAGUGUUGUACAAUGUGCUAGGAGUGAAGGAAAGAAGACAAGCUCUGUUGUUUUUCUGAUAUUCUUGAGGUGUCAGAGAGACCAAACAGGACACAGAGAUGGGCCGGAAGAAGAUACAGAUCACGAGGAUCAUGGAUGAGAGGAACAGGCAGGUUACCUUCACGAAGAGGAAGUUUGGGCUAAUGAAGAAGGCCUAUGAGCUCAGCGUUCUAUGUGACUGUGAGAUAGCCCUGAUCAUAUUCAACAGCUCAAACAAACUCUUUCAGUAUGCGAGCACAGAUAUGGACAAGGUCCUGCUCAAAUACACUGAGUACAAUGAGCCCCACGAGAGCAGAACCAACUCCGACAUUGUCGAGGCGCUAAACAAGAAAGAACACAGAGGCUGUGAUAGCCCGGACCCUGAUGCCUCAUAUGUCCUCACCCCUCACACAGAAGAAAAGUAUAAAAAAAUUAAUGAGGAGUUUGAUAAUAUGAUGAGAAAUCAUAAAAUCCCCACAGCGCUGCCCCAGCAGAACUUCCCCAUGCAUGUGGCAGUGCCAGUCUCCAACCAGAAUACCAUGUCUUACAACCCAGGAGGAUCCAUGAGCAGCCAGGCCCUGGCUCAGGCCGCAGCCUCUCUGAGUGACAGCGGGAUGCUCUCCCCCCCUCAGGCCUCCUUACACAGGAGCGGGGGACAGCAGAGGCCCCCCACUCAAGGCAAUGCGGGGGCCCUCCAAGUGAAAUAUGGAUUGGCGUUCUUGGAACAACUACCGAGGAGUAGCUUUGUCAACUCCAGGGGCUCUCCGGGACUCCUGGGCACACCCAGCGGGAACAGCCUGGGGAAAGUCAUGCCCACCAAGUCUCCACCGCCCCCUGGAGUGAACAUGGGGAUGGGAAACCGCAAGCCAGACCUGAGAGUGGUGAUCCCCCCAUCCAGCAAAGGCAUGAUGCCUCCACUGUCAGAGGAAGAGGAAAUGGAUUUGAACACCCAAAGGCUAAGCAGCUCCCAGUCCCAGCCACUGGCCACCCCAGUAGUGUCUGUCACCACACCCAGCCUGCCCCCUCAAGGCCUGGUCUACUCAGGCAUGCCCACCGCUUACAACACCGAGUACUCCCUGAGCAGUGCAGAGAUCUCCUCCCUACAGGGCUUCGGCUCUCCAGGGCUCUCUCUGGGCUCCAUGUCGGCAUGGCAACAACAUCAACUGGGCCAGGCAGCUCUCAGUUCUUUGGUGGGUGGUGGUCACCUACCUCAGGGCUCCAACCUCUCCAUCAACACCAGCCAAAACAUCAAUAUCAAGUCAGAACCCAUCUCCCCUCCUCGGGAGCGCGUCACCCCCUCUGGCUUCCACCAGCAGCAGCAACAGCAGCGGCAUCAGCAGCAGCAGGCGUCCAGCCGGCAGGACCUGGGCCGCUCGCCAGUGGACAGCCUCAGCUCCUCCUGCAGCUCAUACGAUGGCAGCGACCGCGAGGACCACCGGCCAGACUUCCACACCUCCUCCAUGGGGCUGGGCAGACCCCCGGCCGGCACCGAGGACAACAGGGCGAGCCCUUCUGUCAAGCGCAUGCGCAUGGACACCUGGGUGACAUAGAGCCACAUGAUCAAGCCUCCAGUCACCAGCUAGUCAGAGGGAGGGAGGGGGUAGACUUGGGGGAGAGAUGGAUUGGGUAGGAAAGGUCCUUAUAGUUAUCAUUAUAAUAUUAUUAUUUAACUCCAUUUCAUUUUGUAAGAAGGAGAAUGGCAAAUACAAUUAAAGGACAUAUCUAAAUUAAAUACGUCUCACAUGAAUAAGAAGAGCAUUCAAGUAGUUGGACUGAAUUAUGUACACAAACAGAUGUUAUCAGGUACUGGGUGCAAUCAACAUUAUGUUUGCAGGAGUCCGAUGUUCAAAAAAAAAAAAGCAAAUGAAACAAUCUAGUUUAUUGUAGUCACUGGUCUAGUCUGGCACUUACUUGUAGUUGCUGUUUUUGCUGUUGUGGUUGCAAGUUGCAAACAAUCAAAGAAAGUCAGAGUGUUGCCUACUGGCUGAGGGCCCCUGCUUGUGGCGUCCACUGUUCGAGCGCAAGUUUCCAACAUGAUGGUGUAACCGCAUACACCUUUAAUCUCAUACAAUGUUGACUCAAUUUGUCUCUUCUAUUAAGUUAUUACAUCAAAUCGAUGUGAAAUCUCAUUUUAAAACAAAAUCGACCUCAGAGACACUACAACAUAGUAAUUUGAAAGAGGAAGAAUUUUUCUCGUGGGGUUUGAGACAGGAAAAGCUAUCAUGUAUGGGAAGGACAUGGCUCAGAGUCAUGUGAUUUAGUUCUAAAAGAGAGGAAAAGUAUAUUGCAAUAAUAACAUAUUCAUUUUAUAAUCUGAUAUGGGAAAUGAAGAUAAUGGGAAAUCGUCCAGUUGAACUGGUAGCAUAGUAACAGUAAGAAAUAUUCUCAUUGCUCCAACAAUUCAUUGGUAAUGUAAGCCAAAGCUGUACUGUAUGUUUAUUUGUUAUUUUGUAGCUAUGUUUUCCCAGCAAUUCUCUCAAAAACAACUGUUCAUCUUAGUUAUGUUUUUACUGUGCUCUGUUACAACCAAUACGAAGACAUGCAAGCCAGAUCUUGAAUCAAUAUCUAAAGCCAUGAACACUUGAUGUUCUGUUUGUAAAAUUCUAAAUUUGAGCCAAAUGUUUUCUUUUGUUAUGUAAAUAGCAACUUUAAUAUUUAUCACCUUGGUGUUAAGUACGUAUGUAUUGUACCAUCACCAGAUUCAAGAAAAAGGUAUAUUUUUGUGGAUUACUGCCAUGUUUACCCAGCGAGAUCCUUAUUAAGUAGAGUAUUCACUGGUUAAUAUUUACUAUUUUGUUAAUUAUACUGUGCUUUCUUUAAAAUUUUGUUAUUACUGUUUUAAAAUCAGUGGAUUUAUUUCCAGAGUAGUUUUUUGGGUCAUUUUCCCUUUAAUAGUGGUGAAUAUCUGUCCCUAGGAAAUUGUAAUAACAGUGCUGUGAGGUUAAAGUUCCUGUAUACCGUAUGUUGUGAAGGAAAAUCGCAAUGCUAAGGAUAACAUGGUUCCUUCUAUUGUGUUAACUAUUUACCUGCAGCUGCUGGAUACUCUGCCAACUUUCAAACCCAAGGUCCCGUCUCAGCAUUGAAAAACCGCCCAUUGUGAUUGUGCUUAGCUCAAUCGAAAGAUAUCUCAUUUCAUGAACCAUGCCAAUAAACCUAUUUAUGGUUAAUUAAAUUAUCCAUCGAUAGAUCACUCUGGUGAAUUUUUUCACAUUGAGUAAACUAAGUUACAAACGUUGUAAAUAUCAUAGCCUAAAUGUACAUCUCAAUCAUGAUGUAUAAAAUGUAUCCAUUUUAUAAAUCGGCACAGUAAAAUAUCCUUUCUAAAUGCCCCAUCACUAGUAGGAAAUGAAUAAUCCAGAAAUCAUGAUGUCAUAAACAGGGUGUAGUACUGGUGAGGGGAAACAGCCAUUUUCUGUUUCAUUGUUGUAUGUUUGCCUGUGUGAGCAUAUCAGACCAUGCAGAGGCAUGUAGGUCAUUGUCUGUUACAGGUGGCCCUGGUUUCAUUAUACCCAAUCCUCACAGUGGCUAAGUGUCAAAGAAUUCAGCAGCUAAAACGUAGUAGAGACAAUGCAACUGAAUUGACUUGAUCUCACACUGCUGGAUUGCACACAUUUGUAUGAGAAUUGUGUUGUACAAAAGGAGUCUCUCUUUAUAUUUGCUAUAUUUUCCCUUGUGUGUUUCUUCUCCAUGCCCACCUCCACCCCUUUCAUUUGAUCCAUAGCAGUUGGCCAUAAGCCAAUAGUGAUCUAUGUAGUUUACAACUCAUACUCUGUCCAGAUGGGACCCCAACAAAAUGUGACUUGAAGGGUCCAGUCUACUAUUAGAUGUUAUUGCAAGUCCCAUAUAGUCACCCUCAGUACUAGAAUGAAGAUUUGCGGAUAUGAUGAAGUAGGAACUAUGUGCUUAGGGCCUACAGGGCCUGAGCAGAUGAAAAUAUGACUGUUAACCUUUAGUCCUUAAGUGCCACUGUGUGAGGGAGCUUGAUAGGCAGUUGCACAUCAAUUUGAAAUCAUGUAAACCUUUUUGAACACAUUGUUUUCCACAGUCUUGAUCAAUUCAGAAAUAUUUUAGAGAUGCAUAAGAAACACAACAUAACUUAUUAAUAUCAAAUUUAACACUUCAGGUUACAGAAUAGCAAUAAAACCAUUACACUAUUCUUAAAAGGCAGUAGCAGUCUUUUUUUUAAUAACUUCAUCACACAAUUACAUGCACACUUUAGCACUUGGUAGGAUAUCAGGGAAUUUUUCUAGGUUCACUCUUUAUAUGCACGGUUAGAAAAUAGCCUUUAUCCCAAAGAAUUACUCAUGUUAUACAUCAAGAAAAGCCUCACAAAGCUCCAAACUUGCACCCCUACAGCUAAAGGAGCUGACAUACAUUACAGUACAUAGACUGGAUAAUCUUGCCCACCCUGCACUCCCCUGAAAUCAGAUUCACACAAGGAAUGUAUUGAGAAUGUAAAGGGAUAGACUUGCUUUUUUGGUCUAUGUGCUGUGUAAAAAUAUGCACAACUAUUGAAUGUGAAAGAACAGGAUUUAAGGAGACAACAGAACUUUGUUUGAAGUACUUUCUUCACUUUGCUUUGCGAGAGUAAGCCUACAAUGCUUUGCUUUAUGGCUUUUACAAAACAGAACUAUGUGUUUGGUAAUUGUUGUAGUUAAUAGUUCACUUAAAGAAGCUGUUUGCGGUUUGGAUGCUCAAACCGUUUGGCGGCACAAGCUGGACUUUGUUGCCAUGAAUGAAACAAACUGUUUCAAAAUCAAGAGAGAAUUUUAAGUUAAUCUGCAUUUUAUUUCCCUUGAAUGUGUUGUUUUAUCUUCAUUAUACAAUAAAUAUUCUAGUGAACUUUUUAUUGAAUGACUAAGAUACCAAGCUAGAGAUUGUUGUACAAAUUUGUAUUCUACAUUCACUAAAAGUAAAACUAUUGGCUUUUACUGUGUAUUUUAGGUUCUCUCACUCAUCCUGUAUAAAAUGAAGUAAACAACUCUCUUACCUAGAUUUUGUCCCCCUGUGAAGUCCCCAACAAUAGAGACUGUCAGCUUUAUUAAACACCUCAAUGUAUGCUUAAA